Messenger RNA from Penicillium arizonense, 1698 nucleotides. Its product is annotated as aconitase family protein. The transcript is spliced from 2 exons. The record is from RefSeq and is a predicted model, not a curated record. Lineage: Eukaryota; Fungi; Ascomycota; Eurotiomycetes; Eurotiales; Aspergillaceae. Bases 1 to 1698 code for a protein of 565 amino acids.
AUGGCAAUAACAUCGGGUGAGCGCGUCUUCCAAGGCACCGCGCAAGUGAAAGGAGAUGCAUCAGGAAAGCUCAUGGCAAGCGAUCUGGAGUUGAGCUUCUGGGGUGGCGUAAACCCCCAGACAAGCGAAAUUAUUGACCGCCACCACCCGUUGAGUGGUCAAUGCCUUCAAGACAAUAUCCUCGCAAUUCCUGGUGGUCGCGGUUCUUGCACCGGUAGUGCGGUUAUGUUGGAGCUGCUUCUCAACGACAAAGGACCAAAAGCCAUGAUAUUUGAGCGGCAGGAAACCAUUUUGGUUCUCGGGAUUAUUGUUGCUGAAGAGAUAUUUGGAAAGACCAUACCCGUUGUGAUGCUGGAUCCGAAGGACUUUCGCGAAAUCCUCCGGUUCAAUGGCACUGACAUUUAUAUCAGAAACAGCCAAGUCUCAGUUGGCCCAAAAGCUUGGCCCAAUGAUACCGCAAGCCUGACUAGAGCAUCUGUCAACGUCGAACUCUCGGAUACUGACAGAGCUUUUUUGAAAGGCGAGUUUGGCGAUGCCUCCCGCGCAGCAAUGAAUAUAGUGCUACGGAUGGCAGGCAUCCUAGGGGUGAGUGAACUUAUGGACGUCUCCCAGGUCCACGUCGAUGGAUGCGUCUACACUGGGCCAGGCUGUCUUCUUUUCGCAGAAGAUCUAUGGGAUCGGGGAGGCAAAGUCAGGGUUCCAACAUCUUUGAAUUCCAUCUCGAUCGACAAGAAUUUGUUCCAGGUUCAAGGGGCCAACCAGGAAUUCACAGCAGCAGCUGGGAAGCUAGCAGAUGCCUAUACCGAUAUGGGGGCACGUUCAACUUUCACAUGUGCUCCAUAUCAACUUGACAGUGCUCCAAAGUUCGGGGACCAAGUUGCUUGGGCCGAGUCCAACGCCGUCGUCUAUGCAAACAGUGUGCUAGGGGCGAGAACUAUGAAAUAUCCUGAUUUCCUCGAUAUAUGUGUCGCCCUGACUGGCCGUGCCCCGAAAGGCGGUCCACACGUGCAAAUCAACAGGAUGGCCUCACUCAUCGUGAAUGUUGAGGGCAUUGAGAACGCCAACAUUGACGAUUCAUUCUAUCCUCUUCUCGGCUACCGCGUGGGAGCCUUGGCACCAAGCCAAAUCCCUGUGAUAGUAGGUAUCAAAUCGCUGGCUCCAUCCAAAGAUGAUAUGAAGGCCUUUGGGGCGGCAUUUGCGACGGUAUCAAGUGCCCCCAUGUUUCACAUUCUUGGUGUCACCCCCGAAGCAGUGGAGCUUGGGGCUGUGGUUGCGAAAGGUCCCGACGUACGCUCCAUCAGCGUACAUCUGAGUGAUUUGAUCGGGUGCUGGGAUGAACUGAAUAGUGCAUCAAAAGACCAACCAGUUGACCUGGUGUCCCUGGGCAACCCUCACUUCUCGUUUGACGAAAUUCAAACGCUCAGUGGGCUCUGCCGAGGCCGCAAAAAGGACAAAGAUGUCGCCAUUGUGGUGACAUGCGCCAGAUUCACUUACAGUGCAGUUUGCAACGCCGGAUUGCUUGAUGAACUGGAGGAAUUCGGGGUUCAGUUCGUCACGGAUACCUGCUGGUGUAUGAUCACCGACCCAACCAUCCCCCGCUCCAAGAGUGCAAUUAUGACCAACUCUGGGAAAUACGCUCAUUAUGGCCCUGGACUCACUGGCAAGAGCUUCUAUUUUGGAAAUCUUGCCAGUUACUAG